AUGUCAACAGUGAUAAUAAAUGAAGACUAUGAUUCCGAUAUAGAGAUCUUUGAACAACGCAAUUAGCAAAGUAUCAAGUUCAUACAACUUAGUUUAACAAUUAAAAGAAUAGUAGUUGCAGUUCAAAGAACAAUUACUAUAGCAUAUUCAGAAUAAAGAUUACGAUUAUAACUUAAUCUCUCCAAUUCCAUACCCUAUGGACAAGAAGAUUAAAGAUAAGACUUACAAUGCAGCCAAUCUGUUAUAAUUGAAUAAAAGUCAUGAUUUAGUGAGUGAACGAUCAUAAAUUUCAUCGAAUUAUCAAUUUCCAUCCAAAACUAGCAAGACAAAUUUAAAAGGGAAUUACCUCUUCAAACAGAAUUACUUACCAAAAACUCCAAAAAAAACAGUCACCAAUGUGACCACAGCAAAAUCCUAUUGCAAUAAGAUUCAAAGCAACUUGAAUAAUAAGAAAUCCCCUUCCAAUAUUUCAACCUGCGAACAAAAGUCAGCGAGAACUCCAGAACAAAUAAAACACUAUGUGGGUGUCCUAUCGCCCUCUCCCUAUAACUCGUGGCUGAAGAAGGAUUUUGAGAACAAAUCAAAAUAGUACAAUUUGUCAUCUUUUACUAAUAAACCUGCAGACAAGCCUCGACAAGUGAUGAAAACAGAAGUAAAUUCUAAAAUCAACAAACCGUAAGAAAAGAAAAACGUAGUUCCUACAGAGAAACCUAAGAAGGGAUUUGAACAAUGGUAUGAUUCAUAGAAGAAAUGGUAAGACUGAAUGCUACUGUAUUUUAGGUUGAGACAGACUGAGGAGAAGAUCUUCAAAUAGAAACUGUAGAUGGAGUAGGAAUUAGGGGAGUAGGAACAAUUUAGUCAUUCACCUGAAAUUCAUGAAGGCUCGAGGUAUAUUGUGCAGAAGAAAUAUAACAAUGCAAGUUUACUAGAAAGGUAGAAAUACUACCAAGAAGAAUUGCAAUAUAAAUAGUUCUAAAAGAAACUGAGAGAGGAGGAGGACAAGAAGAUCAAUUAAAUUAGAAUAAGUCCCUUCUCAAGAAAGAUUUUAAGGAGCACAUCUCCUAAAUCUAAUUGUUCUUUCACCAUUUGCAAUUCGUCCAAUCAAAAUUAUUCAACCAUAAUUAAAAAGUGAUAUUUUUGUACCCC
Messenger RNA from Paramecium octaurelia, 1146 nucleotides. The record is from the annotation of a GenBank genome assembly. Lineage: Eukaryota; Ciliophora; Oligohymenophorea; Peniculida; Parameciidae.